Molecule: messenger RNA, 3177 nt
Organism: Apiotrichum porosum
Lineage: Eukaryota; Fungi; Basidiomycota; Tremellomycetes; Trichosporonales; Trichosporonaceae
Exons: 2
Coding region: 1-3177 (1058 amino acids)
Source: RefSeq, a predicted model, not a curated record
AUGCCGUCGCUGUUUGCUCGGAGGCGGCGUUUGUCCGACGCGAGUGGCCGCAGCAGCACCCGCAGCAGCCGCAAUGGCCGGCCACCGGUCACCGCGGUCGACGUUGACCUUGAACCGCUCCCGCGAAUGCCAGCAAAGUUCCGCCAGCUUCUCGAGUCGCAUGGCAACACCACACCCCCGCCCAAGAGCGAGCCCACCAACACCACCAAGACAAAAAAGGACCGGCGUAUGAGCAUCUUUGCCUGGCGCUCGACGGUCGACCUCCGAAAACAGGCCGAUGUCCAGGCCCAGGCGGACACCGACCGCGAGUCCAUUCCUGCAACGACCCGUCCCCUAAAGAUUCCUCAUGAGAUGCCCUCCCUGGGACUCAAGGAACCCUCCUCUCCACCAGACAGUGCUGUCAUCACCCCGCCUACUGACGAUGUGCCCCUCCCCGACGACGACCACUCGCUCCCAGUAUUGGGGGGCGGCCAUGUCCGAGGACAAACCGAGGUCCCUACUUCCACCAUCCCCACAUCCCCAUCACCCCACACCCUGCCGCCGGCACCACAGUCCUUCCAGCCACAAGAAGAACGUCAUGAACAGUCGACUGCAGCGGACGAUUCGGCAAGUGUGGAGCUGGCAGAGAACGUGCCCACGUUCUCUAGCAGGUUCCGUUCAGAUACUGUGUCUUCCCGGCCUGCCCUCAGUAUCGACACUGCUCUCAGCCGCGACGUUGACGUAUUCGCUUGUGCCACUGGCUCGACGCACUAUGGUACACCAGAGGCCAUGACGCCCGUCGGUGUGGCCUCGUCGACGUCAGCACACGAGGGCGCAUUCUUGACUCCACUUCAGCAUACACCGAUGUGUACAACUGGGGAGGGUUUCAGCGUGAUGAGUACGGCCGUCGAGCGCUCACGGAGCAUGGACUUGGGCCGUCCCUCCACGGCCAAGCCCAGGCGUACGUCCACGUCGGGCAUAUCACGCGCCGCCGUCACGCCGAACAUGAGCCCAUUCGCCUCCCCUCGCAAGCUCUCGAUGGUCUUGACGUCCCCGCCCAUGCCACAGCCCAUUGCCCACUUGCCUACACUCCAGCCAUCGACACCUGGCAGUGCUGGGACGGCCGUGUGGGGCGCCCUCGCGCUGGAGGGAGGACCGAGAUCACCUGCUCUCUCCCGUACGACGUCGCACGAAACCGGUGUAACCACUGCGUUCCCAUUCUUUGGCCAUGCUCCACUGUCGCAGACGACAAGCCGCCAGUUGACCGAUUCCGAGAUUGCAAAGGCGACCAAGGCGAUGCCUGUCAUGUUCCGUGUGGCGAGCCGUACCGAGCAACUGGACGAAGGGGGCGAGGCAGAGGAGCUGAACGAUUCGGAGGAAGGCGGUUCGUCGGCAGCGUCGACGCCAAUGGACACUGCCUCUAUGGCUACAUUGCGCAACAAGGGCAAGGGCGUCGCUCACAUGGACCCACUGGUGGAAGAAUCGCCUACGCGUGCCGGCAGUCGCGUCUCUACGCCAAAAGCCCCGAUGUUUGGCGAGGCCGGUAUUUUGGGACUCGAUGUUCCACCUGCCAAGUGGCAAGGACUUUCAGACUCGGCAAUUCCUGAUGCUGGCCCCAGCUCCAUGGGGGACUGUUACUUUGGCCACAUCCCUGCAUCAUCGUCCAGCAACGCGCCGUCCUCUGUCCCAGAGUCCACUACUCCCGGUGUGGACAUGGACGACUCGGACAGUGUCGCAGAGAGUAACGAGACCGAGGGCGACAGUAGUAUCAACACUGGCGAGGGUGAGAAUGACGAGGGUGAGAGUUGUUCUGCUCCACACACGACCUUGGCCACCCCCGCGACGCCCACUGCGUCCGGCGACCACCACCCCAGCCGCCCGCCGUUGUACAGCCACAUUUCACACUCGACGAGCGACCUCCCCUCGCCGAAUAUCCACAUACAGAAGCCACUCCUCGACACAGUCCCGGAGACGGCCUUGUCGCCGGUCCAACAACAAUCAAAGGACUCGACGCUCAAGCGCAGGUUAUCUGCAGGCGAUGCCGACCCACCCCCACCCCUGUACGAGCCCAUCAAGGACUAUGUGCACGACGGACCCAAGCCCAAGCCUCGUGAGGAGGAGGGCCGCGAGGGACUCCCACCGUACUGGUGCGGCGUUCACAUCGAGGGCACCCUCUCGCGCAAGAUGGAGUUUACCCAGCCGGGCGUCCAGGCAAAGGACCGUGGAUGGAAAAAGUACUACCUCGUCUUGCACGGUACUGCGCUGUUCGUCUACAAGUUUGACCCGUACAAGGUGCCCCUCCGCGCCGGCGAGCCAUACAUCACUUGCUCGGACCAGGAGGCCGAGAACUUCUUGCACGUCCACCCGGCGCCGGACCGCCGGUCGUCCACCCCAGUCCUCCCGGCCGGUUCCCUCGCUCGCCCCAGCGUCACUCCGCGCUCUAGUCUCGGCGCCGCUGCGACGGCUACUCGUCCCGAGAAGCAGAUGCGCCGCAACACCAUCAGCCUCGAAGGUCUGCGCGGCACUCCCCUCGGCCAGACCUUCCAGUCUCGCCGUGGCACCGUGGGCUCGCAUACGCCCACUCGCCGCGAAGGCACACCGCCCGUCCCACCCAUUCCCGAGGGCCCAGACUUCAAGGACCCAGAGCUGUUCAACAACGCGUCGCCGCGCAAAAUGUCGACGUCCAACAUGUCCGUCGCGUCCAGCACGGCGUCGGCCCCCAUCGCGAGCCACAUGCCAUUUGCCCACAACAUGCUUGUGCACAAGUACACGCUGCAAAACGCCGAGUCGGGCCUCGCGGCAGACUACAAGAAACGCCUGCACUGCGUGCGUAUCCGCGCCGAGGGCCAGCAGUUUAUGCUGCAAACCGACACGGCGCGCCAGUGCGUGCAGUGGAUCGAGGCGUUCCAGGCCGCCACCAACGUCGCCACGGACCUGGACGUGCGUCCCAUGCCCGUGCAGCAGACGCUGCCCCGUCGCCGUCGCCGUCGAGCGGCCGCCGCCGCGCGCCCUGUCGACCCCUCAGCCGCACCCACGAGCGACAACGCCAACCCGGCGUUCGAGGACACGCCCGAGGGCAACCUCGCGGCGGUGGAGGCCGCCGAGCGGUCCCAGGCCGAGGCGGAUCACGAGCGCGACCGCAUGCUCGCCGAGGAUCAGGAUGCCGAGACGCGCGACGCGAAUAACAGAGUGUAUUAA